AUGCUCCCUAUCGCUAACUUGAAUCUCAAAGACCUGUACCAAUCAACCUUCGAAUUCUUUACCUCGCUUAGUCCUUCCUUUUCUUUCAGUGCUUUCAGCGCUGAAAACUCUGUCUCCGACUUAUCCUUUCCGUUGACGCCGACAGACUCGACACCGAGACCGAAAAACCUGUCUGCAGACGAAGAGUCCACUUCAUUACGUGACAGAUUGGAUGCUGCCGAACGUACUGACUCUCACAAUUCGUCCUUUUGUAAUCCCUCGGUUGGCGCCUCUGUUGCAGCCUCUACUCUUUAUUCAAUGCGCCGCGAAAACGAUGCUAUAAAAAACGAACUAUCCAAAACAAAAGCAGAAGUCGCUCGCUGGGAGGAGAGGUAUAAAACCCUCGAGAAGACCCUCAAAGAAACGAGAGACCUUUUGAAGGUCAGAGACCAGGAAAUCCAGGUGCUUAAGGAGCGCGAAAGGCACUCACCCGAGCAUCAUUUCCGUUCCACUCACUUCGGUCGUCGACGAAGCUGUGAUCCCGCACAUCAGCGGUCAGACUCAUCUCAGUCUCGACAGAUCCGACUGAGCGCUGACUGGUCAGACAUCCGUGACGAUACCUUAUCACAGGCCAACGGCAAUCAUCGCCGCAAUGGUAGCGACCCUUACCCAGACAACAUGUCUACCGUGUCCGAAGAAGAGAGAGCCCAGUCUCGCAGCUUAGAGACCUUCUUGAACAAGAUUGAUUUGUGGUCUGGAGCGCAGGUCAUACAAGCUGUACAAGAUCUCAACUCUGAAAUUCUUCAGUUUGCAGCAUCUGCCACAGAACUUUGCACGUUCUCGAAGCAGCGCCCUAACUCAGCAAAGGUUACGCAAGCUUCCUCCGAAGUUGCCACGAGGUUGGGUGCUGCCCUGAGUCGCUUAUUGGCAACUCGGGAUCACUCCCAAGAUCCUAUGCUUGUUCAACUAGCUCUCCAGGGUUGCAUCUCGUACUGCAUAUCUAGAGCACUAUCGUCAUUUUGCAUCGGUUACCAGUCCAAGGCCAACAUCACCCUGACCCAGAUCUAUACCCAUAUGUUCCACUCAGAACCUCAACCAACCUCGUCACGAUGGAGAGCGCUGACUCAUAAACACAUUCAUGAGCUCCACCCCGAACUUAAUGAAUAUGCAAUCAAUGAGAUGACGGAAACGAUCUUUCGUUGGUCGCUAGACAUUUUUCUCAUCUCUGGUAGCACCAAUCCCCAGCCCAAUCCGGCUUCGCGCGAGAACUUCCGUGCAUGCUUCGGGGCCCAAGUCAAACGGAUCUCGAAGGCCGCUUGCAGGCUAGCGCAAGUGACGAGGGAGGAGAUUAUGUCGGCGAACUUCGAGGUUAUCGCUGCGGAUAGUGGUCAGCUGUUUGACGGGCAGGAGAUGAUGGAUGCGUUUGAAGACUAUGGAUCAUCGGAUGGCGUUGUUCUGUGUACAACGGAACUAGGCUUACGUUGCUCGGCAAGAAAAGCUACGAGCGACGCGCCAGCUUCGGAAGAAAGCAUAGAUCGGCGUAUACUGUUGCGACCCAAGGUGGUUCUUGAAUCUGUUGUAGAAGUUAUCGAUCCGCGAUGA
Suillus plorans is the source of this 1581-nucleotide messenger RNA. RefSeq lists its product as uncharacterized. The record is from RefSeq and is a predicted model, not a curated record. The coding region runs from base 1 to 1581 and encodes 526 amino acids. NCBI's taxonomy places the organism in Eukaryota, Fungi, Basidiomycota, Agaricomycetes, Boletales, Suillaceae. The transcript has 2 exons.